Molecule: messenger RNA, 231 nt
Organism: Cantharellus anzutake
Lineage: Eukaryota; Fungi; Basidiomycota; Agaricomycetes; Cantharellales; Hydnaceae
Exons: 1
Coding region: 1-231 (76 amino acids)
Biological process (GO): aerobic respiration
Cellular component (GO): membrane
Molecular function (GO): NADH dehydrogenase activity
Source: RefSeq, a predicted model, not a curated record
AUGGUCACCACCCCUCCUUUCAAUUUAUUACCUAUUCUGCAACCAUUUAGUGAUGCUUUAAAACUUGUUCUUAAAGAAACAAUAGUACCAGCUCAUGCAAAUAAAGUAUUAUUCUAUUUAGCUCCUAUAUUAACUUUAGUAUUUAGUUUAUUAGGUUUAGGAGUUAUACCUUUUGGUGAAGGUUUAGUUAUAUCUGAUUUUUCUAUGGGAAUAAAAUUAUUUAUAAUAUAA